Penicillium brasilianum is the source of this 560-nucleotide messenger RNA. The record is from the annotation of a GenBank genome assembly. NCBI's taxonomy places the organism in Eukaryota, Fungi, Ascomycota, Eurotiomycetes, Eurotiales, Aspergillaceae.
CCCCGCUUAACUUCACAUUCCACGACCUUUCCAACUGGAACAUAUUUUGCCAACAUGACGCGAGGAUUCGCUACCAUCAAGCCCGAGUGCGAAGAAACUUUUGAUGCAGUCAAAGAGACUGAUGCUCUCAACUAUGUCAUCUAUGAAGCUUCGGCACAUGACAAGACUAUCUCCGUUUUGAAGUCUGGCAAGUACGACAGCUACGAGGAGGUUGUCUCUCACUUCAAGGACGACGCUCCUCGCUACGCUGUCGUUGACUUCGAGUAUGAUUCCCCUACCGGUAAUGAAAAGCGACACAAACUAGUCUUCAUCACGUGGGUGCCCGAGACGGCAAGCAUUCAUGACAAGUCAUACUACACGAGUAACAAGGAUCAUUUGUACCGGGCGCUCGAGGAUAUCAGUUUGCAUGUGCAGGCAUCUAAGCCAGCAGAGCUGGCCCAUGCUGCUAUCCUUAGCAAAUUCAAGGUCCUCUGAUCGCGUGCCCCUCUGAUAUCAUCAUUUGUUUUACGGAUCCACACCACCCCCGCUCGGAUCCACCUCUCCAUCCUCGCAACCCGCGA